Molecule: messenger RNA, 615 nt
Organism: Styela clava
Lineage: Eukaryota; Metazoa; Chordata; Ascidiacea; Stolidobranchia; Styelidae
Source: RefSeq, a predicted model, not a curated record
UUAUUUUUACGAUCGUGUUUGGUACAAUUUGGUUGAAUUUACAGCAGCUUACAUUUUUCUUGAAAGAUGACCGACGUUAAUGUGUUGAAAAAUAAUAAAGUAGGUAAAGGUGGCAAUAAAGACGGAAAGUCAUGGAUGCGAACAAAACUCAUCAAGAUCGAGAGAUGGAUUAGUGAACUUAGCCUUAUCCAAAGGACAAACCGCGAGGCGACCAUGCAACUCGGAGAAGACCAACAAAAGACGAAGUCGGACAUGUUGAAAAUCAUCCAGACACUGAACGAGAAAAUUGAAGAAACAAGACUUGAGUUUGGACGGGAAUUACGGAGCCUAAAAAAUAAGUCUUCCCGCCACGAUUCCGUACGCAACCGAGUUGAUGAUUUGCACAGCGACAUGGAAAACGAAAUAAAAAUGAUGAAAGAUCUGUCCGAUAAAGUCCAGAUAUUGGAGGGAAGCAUGGACAGCUUGAAUGGAAAGGUUGAUUCUAUGAAACAGAACAUAGAUAUGAUAGUCGGCGAUUUGAAAGCGUUGAAGUGUUCUAUGGACAAUUUCAAAAAAGAAAGCGAAGAAAUGAAUAAAGUUCGAGCUAAAGAGCAUACUUGUAUGCAGAUAAUGUGA